Molecule: messenger RNA, 1088 nt
Organism: Lycium barbarum (goji berry)
Lineage: Eukaryota; Viridiplantae; Streptophyta; Magnoliopsida; Solanales; Solanaceae
Exons: 2
Coding region: 273-698 (141 amino acids)
Source: RefSeq, a predicted model, not a curated record
AUAUUUGUGUUUCAGAAAAAUGAAGUCAAUUUGGUUGUCUCCGAUCAAGACUGUUGAACUGUGUUUUGCUUGUGCGAUCACAAUUUGGAUAUGUCAAUUGAACUUAAAGUGGUGAUUUGGAACCAUAAGUUUGUAGAAGACUCUAGUAUUUUGGAAUUCUUCAAAGUUGGUAAUAAGGGGAAUGAGUGAGGUGGUUUAUUAAAAUAAACAAGUUGCUCUUAGAGGGUUUUAGCUGCUAGUAAUCCGGGUACCCAGAAAACAGGCCUCACACCAUGUUUGCAAGUGGACCCCCAACACUUCCCGAUGUUCCACAAGCUAAUGGUGCGGUUGCUACUCCCGUUCCCCCACGACCUUUUGCAAAUGGUCCUAUGCCUCCAGCUCCUGUUCCAGCAAUCCGGCCACCACUUAUGCAGCCUAAUAUGUACCCACCAAUGCAAAUGCCUCCACCACAAGCUUGGCAGGGACAGCCUAUGCAACCAGGUUCAGCUGGCAUGCCUCAGCAGCAAAUGCAAUUCAGAGGAAUGGCACCUCCACCGCCCCCACAGGUAGCUCCACCCUUAAAUAGGGCCCCUCCACCACCAGCUGCAAUAGGUGGUAAUGUUUGGCGACCGCCACCACCACCUCAGCACUUUAAUGGUGGUCACCAUCCAAUGCAACAUGUGUCGAUGCCGCCACCCCCUCCACCUGCACAAGGUUGAAAACUUGAGAUGCCAAAUUUUGUAGUAGCUUGAAUGUCUCUUUCCUUUCUGGGAUACAUAUUGUUAAACUAGUGCAUACGCUGUAAAAAAGUGGACGGUAUUUCAACCUUUUAGUCGAGGAUUGUUCCAUGUGGAAGUAACUUUUGCUUUUGACCUCUAUGGGAGGUAGAGCAAGAUGAUUGUUGAUUUAGUGGAAACGCCAUAUGCAAUCUCUGAGACAUCUGAUUGUAAAAAUCUACACGUCACAAAAUUAGAUAGUUAUAUGAUUGCUAGUUGUCUGUUCCUCCAACCGUACAAGGAUCUGCUAAACAUUCUUUGUGUUGGAAGAAGUUUAACAUUUCAAAAUUUAGAUGAGGACAGUUAAAAGAGUUUGUUGUGGCCCUUUAUUCA